AUGAAGACGUCCUUCAGCAAGCUAGCUUGUGAGAACUAUCGCAGGCUGCCCUGGGACAUGCCGAUUUCCGUCAAGUUCAGCACAGGAACGCUUAAACGCCGCCCAUCGCGGGCCUCAUUCUUCAACAAAGAAGGUAUAAGCCUUGAAUACGUCGAACCUACGGAAGUUUGUAUAGAGGCCUACCGCUCAAUCGACUCGGUGCAUUUCCGACACAAUUACAGCGAAUUCAAGAACUCCAGCUAUCUGGGUAUUCAACGGCUGGAGCGCAGACGACGAGAUCUUCUAAACACGACAUACUUUUGCGUUAACCAUCCAUCGCAUUUGCAUGAGGCACGGUCUCGGUGGAAGGAGCAGUAUGAGCAAGAGAUGGAAGAAGCCUGCCUUCGGCGAAGGGAGAAAAAGCAGACAGAUAAUUAUCCUAUUAAAUUACCAGAACAGUGCUUUGUAAAGAGGCCGAAAAGAGUUUCUGCGACGCCUGUACCAGAGAAGGUCAGUUUUCCAGUGACACCGCGAAUGAUGAUCUCUAAAAGUUUGCCAUCAACGCCCAGAACGAAGAUUAGUAUAGAGAAGUCCAUCGAACGGAUGUUUGUCAGCGCAGACCGAGCAUUGAAUAAAAUGUUUGCUACCCCGCCUCCGCCCCCGGCCAAAGACGUUGCCAAAUCUGGGGCGUUCUUACAGCAGCGUACUGCUCUUAUCCCGCCUAAAGAGCUCCUGCAGGAUUUAGAAUAA
Molecule: messenger RNA, 729 nt
Organism: Dibothriocephalus latus
Lineage: Eukaryota; Metazoa; Platyhelminthes; Cestoda; Diphyllobothriidea; Diphyllobothriidae
Source: the annotation of a GenBank genome assembly